Molecule: messenger RNA, 2264 nt
Organism: Jaminaea rosea
Lineage: Eukaryota; Fungi; Basidiomycota; Exobasidiomycetes; Microstromatales
Product: phospho protein phosphatase PPZ
Exons: 5
Coding region: 378-1991 (537 amino acids)
Cellular component (GO): nucleus; cytoplasm
Molecular function (GO): protein serine/threonine phosphatase activity
Source: RefSeq, a predicted model, not a curated record
CGACUACCGACUAGUCUGGCUUGCUUCCCAUCUCCACCAACCUGGUACGACUACUGCCAAACAUCGACCUCGCACACGCUCCCUUCGUGUUCUGCUCCAUCUCCUCGUCGACUCUUCGCCGGAGUAACCCACCCGCCGAGGCGUGUCAGCCAGCCAGUCGGUGCUGCGAUCCCUCCAACACGACAAGGCAACGGACUCAGCUGCAGGCCUCUUUCCCUCUCCUCUUCUCCACGCUCGCUGUCAUCAUAUUCCUCUGAAAUACGAGGUCGACGUCGAAGGAUCCCAAGCGAGACCAUCACACCAUCCUCCACCAACCCUGUCUCAGCUUCAAACGUCUUCCCCGCCUCCGCAAACAACCGUUCCUGCAUCAAGGCAGCAUGUUCAAGUCACUGGGAAAGAUGAUGGGAGGGUCGAGCAAGAAGAGCAAGUCCAAGUCUUCGCUCAGCGGCACGAGCGGAGGCGACGACGAGGCAGACGAGUUCGGCCAGCCGUCCGAUUAUGGGCGUGGCGGCGCAGGAGGUAGUAGCAAGGUUCACACUGCUGGAGACGCAGAGAAUGGAGCUGGAGGAUCGAGCAGCAGCAGGUCGCGGCGCAUUCCUACCGACAGCGGGUCAUCGCAGAAGAUCGAGAAGAAGGGGGGAGUCACAAGACAUCAGUCCCCGCUGCCUUCACCUCCAGGCUCAUCGCGCAACCCUCUCUCUGAGGCGAGCGACGCUAAUGGCAGCAGCGGCAAUGGUCUCGCAGAUGGAAGUAGCGGAGCAGCAGGCAGUCCUUAUCAGCGUAGCGAUGGGCAAUACGACAGCGGCACCUCGCCCGCCGUACAAGCAGCAUCAGCCGCAGCCAAUUCAGCGCCGGGCAUUCCCACCACACACACCAUCCUCGCCAACCCUCCCGGAGGCUCGUCCAGCAGCCUGGGCGGUGCAGGCGGCGGCGUGCCAGGUAGCGCAGGAGGGCCACGCAGCAUGCAGUCCAGCGCCAGCCAGAGCGGCAGCUAUGCCGACGGGGUACGUACAUUCGACAUCGACGACAUGAUCUCUCGUCUUCUCGAGGCAGGCUACGCAGGCAAAAUUCCCAAGCCAGCCCUCAAGAAUGCAGAGAUUACAGCUGUUUGCCAAGCGGCGCGUGAGGUCUUCCUCUCGCAGCCUACGCUCAUCGAGCUCAGUCCUCCGGUCAAGAUUGUGGGAGACACGCAUGGGCAGUACCAGGAUCUGCUCAGGCUCUUUGAGAUGUGCGGCUUCCCGCCGAGUGCGAAUUAUCUCUUCUUGGGCGACUACGUUGAUCGAGGGAAGCAGAGUCUUGAGACCAUCCUCUUGCUCCUUUGCUACAAGAUCAAGUACCCGGAGAACUUCUUCCUUCUUCGCGGCAACCACGAGUGUGCCAAUGUAACGCGAGUUUAUGGCUUCUACGACGAAUGCAAACGCCGCGUGAACAUCAAGAUCUGGAAGACUUUCAUCGACGUUUUCAACACUCUCCCCAUCGCGGCCGUAGUAGCCUCCAAGAUCUUCUGCGUGCAUGGCGGCCUUUCACCCUCCCUGUCCAACAUGGAUGACAUCCGCCGCAUCGAGCGCCCGACCGACGUGCCCGACUAUGGCUUGCUCAAUGACCUGCUCUGGAGCGAUCCCUCGGACACGGCGCUCGACUGGGAGGACAACGAGCGUGGGGUCAGCUACUGCUUCGGCAAGGCGGUGAUUCAGCAAUUCCUGGCGCAAUACGACUUUGACUUGAUCUGUAGGGCACAUAUGGUUGUUGAGGAUGGGUACGAGUUCUGGAACGAGAGGACGUUGGUGACAAUUUUCAGUGCGCCGAAUUACUGCGGAGAAUUCGAUAACUUCGGCGCUGUGAUGAGCGUAUCAGAGGACCUGCUUUGCGCCUUUGAGCUGCUCAAGCCCCUUGACGGAGCAGCUCUGAAGAAGGAGAUGGCAAAGAACAAGCGAAGGAGCUUGAUGCAGCAUCAAUCUCCACCUGCAGGUAGAGGGCAAGGGUCGUACUAAAGCAUCAAGCUUACAUUCACCUCGUCCGCACUCGCUCACUGGGUACUCGACUCUGUUCACAAUCAUCUGGUCUCUCUUCAUCUUCACUCUUCACCGGCUUCACAACCACUCAUCAGCCCCCGCUUGCCUCUUCCCACAUCAUCACCAUCGUCGUUGUCGUGUCUUAUGUUCUUUACGUUGUCUAUCUCACUGUCCCGCGUCUCGUGCCAAUCAAGGCUUGAACAAUUGAAGAAACGAAUGCAAAUACGAAUGAAGGCCUCGUGAAGGCCUGUG